AUGGCCGGACCACAAGCGUCCGAUCAGCCAGUUCGUGGCCCAGAUGAGUCCCUGACACAGUCACUGGCUGCCAAUUUGCUCACUUCACUUGUCGAUAAAGCUCCGGAGACUGAAAACAUUUUCGUGGUAAGUGUUUUGACAAAAUUCUCGCCACAAAUAGUUUGUUUUGCAGACGCCACAACCACCUAUUCCCAAUUCAGUCAAACGUCCCUGCAAAGAAUUAGGAGAUUCGUUUUUACUUGCCCAGUACCGUGAUCGCUACGCAAUUUUUUACGAGCCCGAAAAUCUGGUGAGAUUUUGAGCCCGACGAGGUCGUUCAUAUGGUUAAAUUUAGGUUGUUUGUGUCUUCGAUACGAUUAAAGAGGUAGACGAUUACAGCUUCGUCUGGGAACAUUUUUUGCCGACAAUCUACAAAGCCAGACGCCCUUUAGAUGCUUUCGCUCGUUAUCUGGAUAUCAUACGGACUGACAUAAGCUGGGGAUUGAAACUGUCGCCGCUCUACUAUGCAAUCAAAUUUGGAGUCAUUGACUACGUUCAGAAUGAGAAAAAGAAAAACCCAAGCGGGUUAGUUUCAAUCUUGCCGAGUAUUAAAUUCUUGGUUUCUUUCAGAUUUUCGAUGCAAAGACUGACAGAAAGAGGCGAUACUCCAGUCCACGUAGCCGCUCGCUUUGGAACUCUCGAGAUGGUCAAAACGGUGUGGGAUGAACAUUUCGACCCGAAAACUAGUAACUGGAUGGGCGAGACUGUCUUCGAACUGUCGAGCCAACCGGUAGUUGUUCAGGUGAGCGCUCUUUUAGUUUUUUAGAAUAAUUUUUGAGAAAAAAAAAAUAAUUUCAGUAUAUAAGCAAACGCUUGCCAAUCGAUUUCUCCAAAAGCGAAAACAAAUAUCUGAAUCCUGAAAUGUUCAACUUUCCGGCUUCGUUCGAAGUGCUCAAAAGUAAGGAAUUGGCCGCCAGAUAAUUAAUAAUGAGUAGUUUCAGACCAUUGGUGCCUUACGUCCAUGCCACACUUGUUUUUCGCGCCGCCGAUCGUUUUCAAAACAUCAAAAGUGCCAAUUGAGGAUAUUGAAAAGUAUUCUUUUCAGCAGAGAUUAUUCCCUAGUAUUCCGUUCUCAGAGCGAUUAAAUUGGUGUAUGCGAAAGACAACGAGUUCUUGGGGCAGUUCUAUAAGAACAAAAGCGCAUUCCACAACCUUCACGGCUUCCCAGAACAGGUAGGGCGAUCAGAAUGUCUUUAACGUUAGUCAAGACCCAAUUUUCAGUAUCAAAAGAUGAUUCUCAAGUACGCCAAUUUCAAAAUGUUGAAUGCAGUCGAUAGUUUUGGAGCAACGCCGGUUCACAGAGCGGGUGAGUACUCCUAACUGAUUUCCGAAACAACGCGUUUUACAGUCGAGCACAACUCCCUGAAGACAUUGAUCUCACUGUGGUCGCAUGGUGCUGACAUCAAUAUCCGGGAUGCCGAAGGAUACUUUCCGAUGGACCACGCCAUCAAGAAAGACUAUGAGGGUCUCCUAAAAGCGUUUCUUGUUUUCGAUGGCCUCGCAAGCGAGAAAGUUUGGACCAGAACAAUAACUGAAAAGACAGGAAAUGCCUCUCGUCUGCUGAAGGAGCACUACGCACAGCCAGGAACUUUAUCUCAGCCCUACCAACUCACUUACAACAAUGGUAUGAAAAUUUGAGUUGUCUUUGUGAUUACACUUUUUUGUUCAGACAACCCGACUCAUAUCCGGUGCAAAAACUUCCCGCCUCUCACUAAAGCCGAUAACAUUGUUCUUUCCAUUGACGGUGGCGGAAUCAAAGGUCUUCUGGCCCUUCAGAUGCUCAAGGAAAUCGAAAAGAUUAAGGGAACCGAUUUAUUGGAGUGGUUCAGCCAUUUUGGAGGAACUUCAACCGGAUCGAUAAUUGCUCUUGGACUUGCCAAACACAGAAAUAUCGACAUUGUUCUCCGCUCGUACUUUAGACUCAAGGUGAUUCCUCAGGGAUUGUGACUACUUUUUUAAAACUGAUGUUCCAGGAUGACAUCUUCGCCGGAUCUCGUCCGUACUCUGGUGACCACCUGGAGAAUGUGCUGCUUCACGAGUUUGGCACCGCAACACUUUCGGACCUCGCAGUGAACAGGGGCACACGUCUCUGCAUACCUGUAACCUGUGUGGACGUGAGCCCACCGAUGCUCUACAUGUUCCGCAGCUACGACCUCGAUGACAAAAUCACUGAUCCAACAUUUGCGAAACCACAAUGGAACGCCGCCAGAAUUGUCCGCGCUUCUUGGUAAUUUGAAAGUCCCAACUUUUUUCUUAAACCAAAAUUUGAGUGCUGCGCCGUCAUACUUUCCACCGGUCGAUGGGAAAUUCAUGGACGGAGGACUUGUCGCAAACAAUCCCACCAUCGACAUUCUUACUGAUUGUCAGCGGUUGGCAUUCGAGACGAAGGGCGAGCACACGUCAAAAAUCGCUGUAUCCAUUGGAACUGGCACAAAGAAAAAAUUAAUGCAAAAUGUUGAAAUAUCGAUGCCGACCUCAGUUUGGGAAGUUGUGAAAACUGCCACUCAGUUUUUCCAUUUGAAGGAUGUGUUUAUCGACCAGGUGAGCUCAAGCUCAAAUUUCACGAACAAUUACGAAUGUGAAUGUUCAGCUGACUGCGGCCGAUGGUGUGCCCGUGGAACGUGCGAGAUGGAUGGCCGACGCGAUGGGAAUGGCCUUUUUUCGCUUCAAUCCUGACCUUGGUAAUCUUUCCGAUACAGUGGCGAUCGAUGAGAAAGAUGACAUCAAGCUGCUCGACGCAAUGCUCGAGGUCAAGGUAUGAUUCACCUUUUUUUCUUUUCUUUAAAUAAAAUUUUCCAGCACAAUGCAAAGUUAAUGCACAACGAGAUGCACAUGUUGGCUUCGAUAUUGAAGUAA
Molecule: messenger RNA, 2895 nt
Organism: Caenorhabditis sp. 36 PRJEB53466
Lineage: Eukaryota; Metazoa; Nematoda; Chromadorea; Rhabditida; Rhabditidae
Source: the annotation of a GenBank genome assembly